Messenger RNA from Aspergillus alliaceus, 516 nucleotides. RefSeq lists its product as uncharacterized. The record is from RefSeq and is a predicted model, not a curated record. Lineage: Eukaryota; Fungi; Ascomycota; Eurotiomycetes; Eurotiales; Aspergillaceae. The transcript has a single exon. The coding region runs from base 1 to 516 and encodes 171 amino acids.
AUGUCGCAGAGCCCUGCCUGCGUCCAGCAGAAUGUUGGCUGCCAUGCUUAUGAAGAGGAUCUCCAUGUGCGCCGCUCCUUACCGCCCCUCUUCCUCCCACCUCUCCUGGACGACGAGUUCGAUGCCGAUAUCAACAUCCCUCCCGCUUCACUGCUUCAAGGCACCCCGGGACACCGAUUCGAGCACGGGCAGGUUACACCACCAUUAGAUAACGCGCGAGUUCCACCGCCGAGCGUUGCGGACAACCGGACACCAUCUCGAUUGCACGAUGAUGUUGUUCUCAGACAAUGGUUGAGUGAUAUGCCCAGCGCGGCGCAGCGCUUGCUCGCAGCGGACCUCACUAUCAACAAGAGCUGUGUCAAGUUGAGGCAGUCAAGCCACCACAAAGUGGUUAAAGCGCAUCUGCCAAUUCUUCAAAACCGUCGAGCAUCCACGGGUACUGAUGUGAGGUUUGGAAAUGUAUUGGACGAAAAGUAUGACAAUCUGGCUGAAUUGCUUUCCGAUUUGCAUCUAUGA